Marasmius oreades (fairy-ring Marasmius) is the source of this 492-nucleotide messenger RNA. RefSeq lists its product as uncharacterized. Gene Ontology annotation, cellular component: plasma membrane. The coding region runs from base 1 to 492 and encodes 163 amino acids. Lineage: Eukaryota; Fungi; Basidiomycota; Agaricomycetes; Agaricales; Marasmiaceae. Gene Ontology annotation, molecular function: GDP binding; GTPase activity; GTP binding. The record is from RefSeq and is a predicted model, not a curated record. The transcript is spliced from 3 exons. Gene Ontology annotation, biological process: signal transduction.
AUGUCAUUACAGACGUAUGACCCAACGAUAGAGGAUGCCUAUCGUAAGCAGCUUAUAGUGGACAACCGAAUGUGUUUCGUGGAGGUGAUUGAUACUGCCGGCCAGGAGGAAUACGCCACGUUGCGAGAUCAGUGGGUCCGUGAGGGCCAAGGCUUUAUUUUGGUGUAUUCGAUUGCAUCACGUUCAACUUUUGAUCGACUGGAAAUAUUCCGUCAGUCGAUGCGGAGAGUGAAAAGAGGCGAUCCGAUUUUUAUGCUGGUGGGGAACAAAUGUGAUAAGACGUAUGAACGCGAAGUCUCGAAGGAGGAAGGCGCCGCUCUCGCUCGGCAUUUUGGCUGCGAGUUUAUUGAGACCUCUGCGAAGACAGCACAAAAUGUGGAACGAUUAUUCACGAACCUUGUUCGUGCCCUUCGACAAACUAAAAACAUAGACUCUGGUCCUACAAGCGGUCCAACGAAGUCGAAACGUAGUAAAGGGUGUAUUAUCUUGUAG